AUGAAGAGUCAAGUCCUAAUGGGACCAACGGAAGUUGCCCGCCAGAGUAGUCACCUUCUUCUGGAAAUAUAUGGAAAACUUAUUAAACUCGAGGCAGUACUUCAUGAAUCCGAGCAUGCACAAACAUCCGUUACGGUAGCUGUGGCCGCACAUCAUUCCACUGAUGCGUCAUAUGGGAACGACAAAAUUGAACAAGCAAAGCCUGAAUCUGAAGCACGGAAAGUUACUAUUCAAGGAUCAAAUCAAAUACCCAGCAAUCAUCUCGGAGGCCUUGAGCUACCUGAGGCGGCCCAGGCGGGUAGCUCCUAUCUACCCACCCUGGAGGCAUCUUACAAUCGAUGUCUCCCACCGUCCAAGAUUCGUCGAUGGACACGAGAAGAAGAAAACGGCCUCUUAGAUUGGCUGGAGGCCAAUAAAACUUUAACGAGGCAAGAGCUUGAGCAGAAGUACUUGCAGGAAUUCAAAAAAUAUCGGUCGUCUUUGGCUAUCCUGACCAAAGCAAGGAGGUUAAGAUCAUCAUUUCAUAAGGGGGAAAAGGGACGUGGAUUGGUGCGUCUCAAGCUGCGAGGAACACUGCGCAAUAGUAAGGGGGCUUUAGAGGGGGCCGCAUUAACUGCACCAGCAACAUCUGGUAUACAGAGGACAGACAGAGCUUUCGAUCGGGAUCAUCGUCUAUCCAUUCAGAGUGUGUUGGUUGGUUUGCCCAAGUCUUAG
Molecule: messenger RNA, 714 nt
Organism: Aspergillus alliaceus
Lineage: Eukaryota; Fungi; Ascomycota; Eurotiomycetes; Eurotiales; Aspergillaceae
Exons: 2
Coding region: 1-714 (237 amino acids)
Source: RefSeq, a predicted model, not a curated record